Molecule: messenger RNA, 3398 nt
Organism: Branchiostoma floridae (Florida lancelet)
Lineage: Eukaryota; Metazoa; Chordata; Leptocardii; Amphioxiformes; Branchiostomatidae
Product: slit homolog 1 protein-like
Exons: 1
Coding region: 144-3263 (1039 amino acids)
Molecular function (GO): protein binding
Source: RefSeq, a predicted model, not a curated record
UGUUGGAGGCCAAGAGGACCAAAACAGACGAUAUUUUGAAGAUGGAGUGCUGACACUUUAGUUGCUUACGUCACAUUUAUUCGCUCUCGUGCAUAAAAAAACUCCCCCAAAGACAAUUUUGACCUGGUCAAUGUUGUAAAAAAAUGUUCGUUAUGAGAAACUCUUUCGCGGUAGCAAUACUGCUGAUGGUGGCUAUGCUCAGCAAGGCAGCCGAGUAUUGUCCAUCCGUCUGCCGUUGCUAUGGCAACCGCGCACACUGCGCCCAUGCAGACCUGACCGAAAUUCCCGCCAAUUUUUCCCAGAACACCGUCUACCUACAUCUCGAAGGGAACAACAUAUCGUCUGUUUCCAAGACCCGCCUAGCCCGUAUGACGUCACUCCGUCAGCUAUACCUCAUGAAUAACCGAAUCACCGAUCGGGGAGUUCCGUCGGACGCCUUCGUGUCCAAUCGGAACCUUCGGCUGCUCGAUCUGACCGAAAACCUCCUGACGGCGGUACCGCGAGGGCUCAUGGGACUGUGGCAACUUGGUCUAGCAAAUAACAAAAUCAACAGGAUCCCAAGAGGAACUCUGUACCCGAGACUUAUAGGAAUCGCAAAGAUACAUCUAGAGGGAAAUUAUCUAACCAACGACGAAAUUUCUCCCAGAGAGCUAUCCGGUUUACACACAUUACAACAAGUGUUUCUGUCAGACAACCGACUGAGAGAAAUUCCGACUUUUAGAUCAGCUAGGCUGAACCAUUUGUACAUAGGGGGGAACAACAUUUCUCGGAUUCUACCCGACACGUUUAACGGUGUAACGCGUUUGUUUUAUCUCGAUUUAAGCCGUAAUAGUCUUGACAAUCCUGGGAUCGAGACUGGUGCCAUGAAUCCGCUCUCGUACCUGUUGUAUCUAUGGCUUCGGGAGAAUAAACUCACUCGGGUCCCAUCGGGCUUACCACGGUCUGUAAAGAAGCUCCACCUAGAGGGCAAUCUCAUCACUGCAGUUGAAUCCAACGCAUUCACCGGUAUGACGCGGCUUCGAUAUCUGUAUCUUUCAAACAACAGCAUUGACGUGAUAGAACCGGGAGCAUUUACAGGACUUGGUGGGCUUCAGUAUCUAGAACUCUCAGGUAACAAGUUGCAACAACUCACCAACGGUUCAUUCUUGGGACUUUCACAACUAAGUGUACUAAUCAUGGAGAACUGUAAUAUCACAGUCAUGCACAAGGGGGCGUUUGAAGGCUUGCAGGAAGUCACCACACUUGAUCUUGCUCACUCCCGUAUCGAGAUCAUUCAAGAUGACGCCUUUGUCGGCUUGAUUGAUGUAAAGACCCUCCGACUCGAGCGCAACAGAAUCCGAUCUCUGUCCAAAAAUGCCUUUAAAGGUUUGUCAGCAGUGACCUCUAUUAACCUUGCCUACAACAGAAUAUAUGACGUUGAAAAUGGCGCGUUUGUGGGAGUCGACUAUCUUCGCAACCUGGAUCUCACCGGAAAUAGACUGACGUCACUUCCUGCCGGGCUCGAAGACAUGCGAUCACUACGAAGCCUCGUUCUCACCAACAACAGCAUCACAGAUAUUCCUGACGACAUGCCUCCCAACACCGUGUCUGUUCUUACUUUAAGUUCCAACCCUCUUGGAAACGCACGUCUUAGCAGGCUCGCGAACAUCUUCCCUCAGUUAUCUUCCCUCUAUCUUGCCGACGUUGGGUUACAAACAGUUCAAGAAGACGACUUCAAAGGAAUGUCAAACUUGCAGCUGUUAAACCUUGACGAUAACAACUUGUCUGAAAUACCUGGCCGGCCGUUUGACUCCUUACCAAGUCUGUCUCGUAUUGACAUUCGGAACAAUCUCCUUACCACAGUGCCCAUCGCCCUACAGAAUCUGACUACCAUCCAAACAUUGUCUUUGAGUGGAAACCAGAUUUCAGCCUUAAACAAUGAUUCAUUUCAAGGUCUGACUAAUAUACGGGCGUUGUUUCUAUCAGACAACAAUGUAACGGAAAUUGAGUCCGGCGUUUUUAAACUGAUGGACCGCAUCUUUCGGAUAUUUCUCGAUGGAAACGUCAAACUUAAAACAGUUGAUCUGAACACGUUUCGGGUGCCAAGUCUGAGAUAUGUCUACCUCCAGAAUUCAGGCAUCGAAACCAUUUAUCGCGGACAGCCAGAAGAGGAUCUUCCGCCAUUGCAGACGAUGGAACUUCGCGGCAACCCUUUGAACUGUGACUGUCGUUUGGGAUGGAUGCUGACGUCGAUCAUUAUCAAACCUGACGUCACCUGCUUUAAACCUAGUGACCUGCGUGGACUGGCAGUGAAAAACCUUUUUGAUGACGAUUUUAUCUGCCCAGAUCCGUCAAGUUUUGUGAGCACCACUACCUCGUCUUUAGGUCAAACGUCAUUUCCUGUGACCCAAACAGCAAGCACAGCAGUCCAGGCUACCACAACUGAGAAACGUACUACUUCAACAACAAAGCUAACGUCAAAGAAAACAACUGACACCACUCAACACUCUAGCCCUCAACAAACGUCCUCACAGCCAUCUACCGUCAUCCCUUGCACCUUGGAGUGCCAAAAUGGCGGCCAGUGCGUUGUCAUGGCAACAAACGCUCAGGAGUGUCGAUGUGAGGUUGGAUUCACUGGACGGCAUUGCGAAACUCCCAAUCAAGAGGAAGACAUUACAGUCACAGAAAUCAACGACACAGCACUUAAGAUCACGUGGUCUUCUCCAGUCGAAGACGUUCCUUACAAGAUAUCUGUGAGAGAGAAUGAUGACGACGCGUUUAAAGAAGAGACAAUCCUUCCUCCAGGCCUGUCUGAAUAUAUACUUAAAGAUCUUAAUCCAGAUAUGCAGUAUAUUGUGUGUAUUACGCCUGUCAAGGAAGACCUAAAAUACGUUAUACCAAUUUCAAAUGGACGGUGUCAUAAGGUCACCGUGCAUGCGCAGUCGUCUCACGCGGGGAAGCCUGGGAAGGGGACAGCGUUCGGGUUGACAGUGGUCGCCAUUUGCGUGCUUCUGGUAUGCGCAGUUCUUGGAGUCAUCUUCUACAGGAGAAAGAAACGCAGACAACUAGAAGAACGGGAGGUUUUCCCAAAACCUGAAGAAGACGAUCACGAGCUUCAGGAGUUGAACAACCUUCGGGAACAAUUUGUGCCAGACGUCGUCAUACAUGCAAAAGAUGCGUCAAACUACGUACGACUUGAAGACGAAGAUAAAGACCUUAAGAAAGAUAACGUGUCAGCUGAAAAGUUAGGCAACUAUGUGAAACUAACAGAGCCUGUCGAUUAAUAUUUGAAAACAAAGGGACUAAACAAAUUAUCAAGGAUUAUAAAAUCAUGUAUACAUGAAAAGCUUAAAAAAUAGCAUUUAUACAAAGGGACUUGACAAUGUGUUUUAUACAUGAAUAAUGCAUAUAACUAACUA